Molecule: messenger RNA, 1641 nt
Organism: Ascochyta rabiei
Lineage: Eukaryota; Fungi; Ascomycota; Dothideomycetes; Pleosporales; Didymellaceae
Exons: 4
Coding region: 1-1641 (546 amino acids)
Source: RefSeq, a predicted model, not a curated record
AUGGAUUCGCAACUGCUCGAGUACGCCAAAGACGCCGAGGACACUGCAACAGCACUUAAAACCUUCCUCGGCGAGAUUCCGCAAUAUCGCAAAGAUAUCACUGGCGAUAUUGCUGAAUUGUACGCUAUAUCAAGUGCCUUGCAGACGCUUCAUGAAGCGCUCGACCUGUCCCGUUAUGGCAGGGCAUCAGGCCGGAUCUUGAAGGACCUGGAUGUAUGCCUUCCCAGUCUGGGCUAUACUCUUGAUGAUGUACGCGACAUAUUCAACAAGUCGAAAAGGAAGAAUCGACUCCCUGGCGCAUUUCCUGGCACCCCGCAGUAUGCUGAGAUGUGGGAGGAUGCUCUUGCCGAUUUCACAGGUCAAGGAAUACCUCUACCGCUGCGGCUUGAGUACUUUCGUACAUACCUGCAGGGUAUGUAUGAUGAGCUACGAGGUGAUGACCCAGGGCAGGAGAUGAACAAGAUUCAGAUUCGUCUGAAGAAGCUGCUAAAGCAACAGGAACCCCUUGACUCAUACUUUGAUAGAUUGUCGAUACCCAAUUACGGUCCUGCCAGAACGCCCAAGCCCGAACCACCUCGUACCCCAAGGCCGAAGAUCCAGAGCUUCCUAUCGCACCCAGCAUAUAGCCAUGCACCUCCACCACCCCCGCCACCACCUCGAAUGUCAUCUCGGCCAACGUCGCAGAUAUAUGGUGGCAUAGGAAAUGUUCCAAUCUAUAUCCCUCCAGCAGCCCCUUCUGUGCCUACAUCGCCUACAUUCUCAUCUGCAUCGUCGCAGGGGCUGUCGUCGCACUCAACCGACUCGGGAGGACCGGUCGCUCAUUGGGCUAUGCGGAUCUUCGACGGACGACAUCCUUCGACCGCUUCCCGGACUUUGGGGGAUGUCACCGAAUGCCUCGGGCGCGACGAGCCACGCGUCAUCGAGAUGCUACGUGACGAUGGAUUUGAGAAAGUCCUCGAGCUGCCUCUAGAAGCGGCUAAUGUGUGGAUACGCCUGUAUUGCAGAUUCGAUGACCUUCGCGCUCGCAUCGUCUUUCUCACCAUGGAUCCCGAUGGAACGCGUAGGGGAUUCUGUUUCCCGCUAACGGGGCUCAAGAUACUUCGCAGGGACUCUUGCCUACAGCUGUGUCGAGUGAACCGGAAGGACGGAAGGCUCGACCUAUGGGCCCGCUUACGUUUUCCUUUGUAUGAACGAAUGGUGCUCUUCUACAACACCGCCAUUGCGAUGAAGAUGCAGGACCGAACAGGUAUCGCCCCCGGCCUCGAAGAUUCCUUUGAUCCAGAUAACAAGGAUAAGCUCGAGUUCAGCACCGAGAUAGUAGAUGGACGCUUACUCCAUCACUUUCGCGUGUAUCGGGAUCGGGAUUCUGGUGUAGUCCGGUUCGAAGCGACUCCUCGCCGUGGUCCACUGAAAUCGAUACCCAUCUGGACGGCAUUCGUCACACCAUACGUCGGAGAAAGAAACUGGAUGAAGCGAGUUGAGUCGAGCAGUGUUGUGUUCAGGCAAAUACAUCCAUACGUGUUCUGUGAGGGCUAUAAAUUGCCAAAGGGUCCAAGUGGUAGAUAUCAGCUGACCUUCUCUGCACUUGAGGGUAUGUUCUUACGACCGGACCAAGACAAGAUCAUCGCUAACCAGGAGUAG